CCAGAGAAGGUUAGUGGGUGAGGUUAUACUGUACACAUAUAAAAUCAGAGUUUAGUCUUCUAUCAGCUCGAGAGCCAAAGUCCUAAACUAAAUUUAUUAGCUUGUCUGAAAAGCUGAAACAUGUCUGUGGGAUUCACAAAACGCGACCGUGUCAUUCAGUUGGCUAUAAGCGGCUGUUUUAAGAGGCCAUGGGGAAUUAUUUCAGACAGUCCCUCCCCCUCAGAGGCCACACAGACUGACAGAGCUGCAGGUCAGAAAAGGUGAUUUAAUCUCUGGGCAACUGUGUACGUGCUCGCCUCUAACAUCCGAUGAUCUCACGGGCAGAAAUGUGUUUGUGAUUGGCCAGUUGUCCAGAUGACGUGGGAGAUUUCCCAUUCAUCACUGUAGUAAAGGCUAAAAGGAGGCAGUGGGGUGAAACAAUAAUCCUGAAAACAGUUCUAUUGUGGUUUCAUCUCUUGAGGCUAAAUUAAACAAUAUUAGGGCUAAGCUUCAAGCCGGGUGACUGUGAGAAGCCUGUUUUUCUGCAGAGAAAUAAAUAAGAUAAGACCAAAACAAAAAUACAGUGCAAACUUUCAUUAUUUGAUGCUUAAGAAAAAAAGCUUUUGGAAAAGUAAAAUGAACCAAGAAUACAGUUUUAAACUACUAGACACUUGCUCAACCAUAAUAAACUGUAAAUAAAUAGUUUAGAUGGGAGUUUAUGACAUAAGGAUUACCUUUGCAUUAAAAAAUAAAUAUAAUUAUACUGAAUUUAAAGGAGUCGUCUGCUAUAAUGCACUGACAGUCAAACAUGUCUGGGUAAACAGGUUUACCUCAGGCCAGUCAAAGCAAGUGCUCCCUCAUUUAAUUAGUCCGUGCUAAACCUCUUUGGGGCAUGAAAUCAUCCCAACAGCAAUCCACACAAAUCUCCGCCCUUACCCAGUGCGGGUAAAUUAGCCUACAUGCCCUUGAUCUCCGGAAAACAUGCGUAUCUGUUUUAUCUGAUUACUGAUAAUCGUGCAGUAAAAAUCUGAUAUUGUGGCAGCCCUAACAUGUAACCUCAUCCAAUCUGGCAUAAAAUCAGACAAAAAGACACUUAUCAUACAGUUCAUCUCUGAAAACACCAGAUUUUUGUUUUAAAUAAAGGUAUGGGAAAUAUAAAAAGGAUUGCUGUCAACACCCCUAUCUGAGCUUAAUCCAAAUUGUCUAAUCAAAAUAUGCACAAUGAAAGCUGUAACUACAGAGCUGUCUGUCUGUGAACUUAGAGACAUUAGAAAAAUGAAUAAUUCAAUCACAAAAGAAAUGCCUCCACAACAGAAUGUCUGGCAUUUGAAAGGCGGGGGAUUUAGAGACUUUGGGGACACGUGCACAGACAGUUAUCCUACUUUGGGACGACCACUUCACAGUAUGAGACAGAAGAGGAGAGCAGGAGAGACACGAAGGUCAGCGCCUCGCCUUCUCAAGUGAGCUACUUUACAGUCAGAGCUGUUGGACAAACAGGGAGCCAGAGAGAGACAGUUCUGCUGGCAGGGUUUGACUCACUUUGCUUCAUUUAAGGCAUCAGUGCAGAAUUUAUAUUGCAGAAGGCUGCGAGAGAAGAAAACAGAUUGACACAAGAGUCCUGUCUUGUAUUAUUGAGAUACCAUGACACAGCAGAUCAGUGGCUCACCGUUCCUCAAGCCCUUCUUCCUGAAGACGCCCGUCCGAGUGGUCAGCCCGCUGAGACAGAGACGACACACACUACCCGCCAGCGAGUUCAGGAACCUCACGCCACAGGAUGCCAUCAGUGUGUUUGAGAUUGAGAGAGAAGCAUUUGUCUCUGUGUCUGGCGAGUGUCCACUUACCCUGGAUGAAGUGCUUAACUUCCUGGGUCAGUGCCCUGAGCUGUCUCUGGGUUGGUUUGAGGAGGGACAGCUGGUAGCGUUCAUCAUUGGCUCUGGCUGGGACAAGGAGAGGCUUUCGCAGGAGGCAAUGACUCAACAUGUCCCCCACACCCCCACUGUGCACAUCCACGUGCUGUCAGUGCACCGUCACUGUCGCCAGCAAGGCAAGGGCUCCAUCCUCUUGUGGCGCUACUUACAGUAUUUGCGCUGUGUACCGGGCCUCCGCCGAGCUCUGCUGAUUUGCGAGGACUUCCUGGUGCCCUUCUACCUCAAGGCCGGCUUCAAGGAGAAAGGACCAUCAGCCAUCUCCGUAUCCAACAUGCAAUUCCAAGAGAUGGAGUACAUGCUCGCUGGGCAGGCGUAUGCACGGCGGAACAGCGGCUGCUAGUCCAUGAACCCCUCUACCCCACCUUCCUUCCACUUACUCACCUCUAACAUGGACUCAGGGCAGAUAAGAUUAACAAAACACAGCCAGGAGAUGGACAAAUAGAAGCACGGGACCAUGUGUGCAUCAGUGAACUGGGUUCAGUAAUGGUUACAAGGUCUUCCUGGACCUCCUGAUGUCUGCACUGCACAGUAUCCCACUAAACAAGGAGCGAGGUCUUUGUGAGGAGAGACCAAGAGUGGAUCAAUGCAGAAGAGGAACCAGUGGCUUUGCUGACAUCAAAUUAAACUCCCCUGUCACCAUUUGCAUCUUGGCUUUGUUAACUUAAUGUUAUAUCUCCAUUUAUUUGUCACAAAUCACUGUAUUAAUGUAUUCAAUUCAUUAAAAAAAUCAGCAUUAUAUCUGGAGUUGUGAUGUAAAUACUGUUCUAUUUUUGUAAACCAUAUAAAUGAAAAGGUGUUAUGAAUUCAUGGUCCUUACUGUAAAGUGAGCUACUUAAAUGCAGCCACUAAAACGCUUGCAUUCAAUAGAAUAUUUCUUUCUGUCAUAAUUUGAAUAAACAAUAAAACAAUCUUCAACAGGCGUUUUCUUGUAAUUAAGAGAAAGUCAGACCAGUUUAAUUUUUUUUUUUUUUUUUUUUUUUUACUGUUGUUUUCAGUUACAUGUGAGUAGACAGGUAGCUAAAACACUACCGUGUUCAAAACAAUCAUCACUUCUUGAGAAGCAAUAAACAAAUAAAAGAAAACAUUCGAGUGCUCAGCAUAAUGUAACAAAAAUAUGGCAGUAGUUGGUACAUUUAUCAACAAGGCACAAAAGGUAUCAAUAUUUGAUUUUUGUCCCUGCUUCUGUAUGAGGUUGCCUGAAUAAUAAAACCUAUGUCUGGAGUGUGAAUGUAAAAAAUUAAAUAUUCCUUCUCUCUGUACCAGCGCUGGCUUCACUAAUUCCUGCCUCACGUGUAAAGGGCAGCUGGGAAUUUUGAUGAGGUUCAGAAGUGCCAUACCUUUGUUUCACUGGACAGUGAAGGAGUGACAAUGACUGCCGGUGAACAGGGAGGUGAUUAAAGGAGGUGUUUAAGAUGAGUGGCAUAGGUAUUCAUACUGACAGAGUAAAAAAACUUAACACAAGUAUACU
Molecule: messenger RNA, 3375 nt
Organism: Epinephelus moara (kelp grouper)
Lineage: Eukaryota; Metazoa; Chordata; Actinopteri; Perciformes; Serranidae
Gene: aanat2
Product: arylalkylamine N-acetyltransferase 2
Exons: 3
Coding region: 1621-2247 (208 amino acids)
Biological process (GO): circadian rhythm; response to light stimulus
Cellular component (GO): cytoplasm
Molecular function (GO): aralkylamine N-acetyltransferase activity
Source: RefSeq, a predicted model, not a curated record